Lucilia sericata (common green bottle fly) is the source of this 8138-nucleotide messenger RNA. RefSeq names its product alpha-protein kinase 1-like. The coding region runs from base 1699 to 3762 and encodes 687 amino acids. Gene Ontology annotation, molecular function: protein binding. Lineage: Eukaryota; Metazoa; Arthropoda; Insecta; Diptera; Calliphoridae. The record is from RefSeq and is a predicted model, not a curated record. The transcript has 4 exons.
AUCGCAUCGCUUUGAAAUAUUUGUAAACUAAAAUACUUUACUUUUACAAGUUUUUUUACGAUUUUUGUCGUCAUUUUCAAAAGCCAAGAUCUUUUUUACUACCCAAAUAAAUCUGUAUUUUGUUACUUUUAAUGUUUGUGUGCCAAAAACAAAAAAGAAAUUCAAUAAACAUUUUGUAUUAAUGGCCCUUUUUGAAUCAAUGAUGAUUAUAAUUACAAGUCUUACAAGUGAAAUCUAUUUAAAAAAAAUACAUACAUAAAUAUUUUAUGUGUGAAGUGAAAAAUAAACAAAUCUUUACAGAAAAUUCAAUUAAAAACAAAAAAAUAUAUAUAAGGAAAUAUAAACAACUUAAUAAGGAUAAAUGGAUUUUUGUAACAUCAAAAGGAAAUCAUUAAAAGUAAAUUAAAAGAAAAUACAAGGAUUAAUUCAAGGCCCCUUAAUAAUAAUACUGCAGAAGUAGCAUCAAGUGGUUGUGCUGGUCGCAGUAAUAUUACUUUGGAACAUUCUGCAACAUCAUCAGUAGUAAUACCGAAUAGUAGACAUCGUUUUGCAACAUUGAGUUGCAUUAGUGGCGUCAACACCGACAACAAUAAUGGGGAGAAUGCGGACAACAAUAAUCAAUUUAUUGUAAAUCCUCAACAGCAGCAAGGACCUUUUAUAUGUCGUACACCACCACCAAAUUAUCAUUCAUUGCCUUCAACACCACCACCAUCUUAUACAGCGCGUUCGCAACAACAACAGCAACAACCUUAUCAAGAGCAACAUCAACAGCCAACUGUGCGAUUAGCGGAAAUCUCAAGAGACGACAAUGUGAACAAUGAGGAUGAACAACCACCACGGCAACAGCAUCAGCAGAGUAAUCAUCAUCAUCAUCAACAGCAAUUGCAGCAACCUUUAAGGCGUUUUCAAGUACCGGAAGCACUUGCUCUAACUCAUGACGAACAUAGAGUAUUAAAUAGGCUAAAUGUUGCAAGAAAUAUUAUAAAUGAGCCACUGUCAGUUGCAAAUAGACAAGUAGGAUUAGUUCAAGGAAGAUGUGCCACGAGAAAUGUGGCAACAGUGUCACAUAAUCAUCAACAACAGCAGCAGCAACAUCAACAACAGAUACAACAAAGAAGACGGAAACAACGUAGACGUAAUCUUUAUUUAUUACAGCAACAACAACAGCAGCAGCAACAACAACAACUUCUGCAACAAAAUAAUCCAACUCUCGGUAAUCAUAGCACAGAUUCUGAAAGCUCUACAAGUUUAACGGAUGCCAGUGAAAGUGACAAUGACAUUAUUUGCAUUGGCAGUAACCGUGAUCAAAGAAGACGUCGUCGACAGCGUUUACUUAAAUUAAGAGAUGCUUACUGUCCCGACCUAUUAAAUGCCUGUUCAUUAAUAUUACUCCAACAACAGACAAGUGAUUCUACAGUUGGAAGUUUUACAGACACGCCACCACCGCCAACCGAAGAACCACUCAAUGAUUCAACCGAUUACGUGGAAAUCGAUGAAUUACAAGCAACAAAUCGACAGCAAAAUGGUGGACAAAAUAAAACACAAAGUUUAUCGCAAAUCUAUGAACAAAUCUAUAGGCGCGAAACAGAUCCAUACGCAACGUACAACAAUAGACUGAAUGGAGUGGCAAGAGUGGCAACAGCACGAGACGAAAGAGAAGACGAAAACCAAAGAUUAUACUAUAAUAACAAACAGGAAAUGGGUCAAAGUUUAAGUAUACGAAGACCAAGAAUAUCACUAACCUGGGUAUUAAGAGAACAAUCACAAAACCAACAACAACAACAGCAGCAACAAAACGAACCACAACAACAACAAAAUACCAAAAAGGAAGAGGAGACAAAACUUAAUGAAGAGAAAAAAGAGAAUAUUAGCGAUUUAAAUAAUGUUCUCAAUAAUAAUCAAAUUCUAAACCAACGCAGCAGUAAUAAACAGGAUCAUACAACUGCCGUAGAAAAGAAGAAAUAUCGUUUAAAACAUAUACCCAAUAGCAAUAGUGAAGCUCUCAAUGGUUAUGCUACCACACCCACAGGCUAUACCAAUACUCCCAAUGCUUUGGGUUCACAGAAAUUCUUUAGCAAUCAAAAUUUAUUGGAAUACCACAAAGAUGAAAGCAAUUGCAAGCCCGCUUCAAAGGACUUACUAUUUGUAUGCACACCCCAAAGAGUACCGGAGAGUUUUGGCGGUUCCUCACUGGAUGUCUUGGCUUUGGCUAAGAAACGCAAUGAGAUACGCAAGAAAUUGGCCACAAAAAUGGCCCACUUCCGUUCUGAAUCACAAACACCCCGAUUAGUCAAUAAUAUUAGUAAUGAUGUGCAAUUGAAAAAGGACAACAAGUCCUCCCUAAAAUCAGGAUCCUAUUCAGAACCUAGUCUUAUAGCUGCCUCUGAGGGCAACUCGCGUAGACAUCGUCAUCGUAAGCGUCGCGAAAGAAAUCGUUCGCAAAAAUUUGGCUACGAAAUUAAAAAUGUCGAUGAAUUCUUAAAUAAAUGUUCGCUGGCCUCUCCGGGCAAUAUACCCAUGGUUUUAUCUACCUCAUGCAUACUGUACCAAACAAGACCGGGAGGUUAUCAAACCGAGAUAUCACUGCCAUUGGGUAUGGUGGUUAAUGCAGUAUUUAAAAAUCACAAUUGGCUGUAUGUGCAAACACCACAUGCGGAAGAGGGUUAUGUUAAUUACACCACUUGCUUACCGCUGGGUAUUUUACCACCCGAAGCCAGAAAGGAAUCUAAGCCUACACCUUGUUGGGAGACAAAUGGUGAUAUAUUUCCCAAACCUUGCGGCAAUAUGACAGACUCCGAAAAGGAGAUACAUUUAAGAGUAGGCUCACGCAGUGAAGGUGCCCGCACACCUCAUUUGAAGAAUGCUGCCACUGAUAAUGAUACAGCCACUGUAAUAUCGGUGAAGACAGAAAACACCGAUUGUCUUAACGGCAAUGCCACCACCACCACCUCCUCUAUAUAUGGCGAACAACAGGUAGAUAAAUUGUACUUGAGGGCAGCCUCGCAACCCAAACUUAAUGACAAGACAUCAUAUGCUCAACUAAAAAUUAUACGUAAUCAUUCAUCGGCCAAGUCACAAUCAUCAGCACACACCAAUGAUGAAUAUGUUACAUUACAACAAAAGCAGCAGCAUCAUCAGCAACAGUCACAACCACACCAAAUCAAACAAAAACAUGUACAUACAACAAAUCAACCCAUACAGAAAACUUACAUUACACGCACUUUCAUUACGAAUGGCCACAAUGGUCAACAUUUGCAUCCGAAAGAUAUGAAAACAAAUCUUCAGCAGCAGCAGCAACUACUACAGCCAACUAAUUGUAACCUUAAAACUUCGAACUCAACAACAAUGCUACAGCAGCAGCAACAACAACUACAACAAAAUAAUGCCCCAGCAACCAUAACAGUUACUUCAUAUCCAAAUAACAAGCAUCAACUUCAAACUCCACCACAACAACAACAACAACAACUGCCGCAUCAAUCUCAAUCAUCAUUACAACAUAAUCAACAACAACAUACAUUCGUUGCUCCACGCUCAGUAUUGAAUGCCAUACGUCGUUCCACAGCCCACUGUGGUCAACGUCAGACAUUGGUGGCCAUAACCACAGAUUAUUCUACAGAUGCUUUGACGCUGCACAAAGGCGAUAUCGUUACGUUGUGUGAGUGUCGUGAGACCAAAGAUCAUCGUCAAUGGUUUUACGUGAGAACACGUGAUGGUCGUCAGGGUUAUAUACCAGCUGAAGUGGCAGGCCAUGGUUAUUUGUAAUUAAAUAAAGAAAAAAAAUACUUUUUCAAUAACAACUACAACAAUUACAACAGCAUCAAUCAAUAAAUGAAAAAUAUUUAUAGAUUUUCUUAAGGAAACACAUCUAUGAAAACCUUAAGGAGGAGAUUGCUGCGAAAGUGGCAACUAACUUUUUGGAACAGUGUAAAAAAUUACUUGCAAAUUGUGGAUAAAUUAUAAUGAAAAUGUUAAAACUGAAUCAAAUCUAUGCCACUGAAUAACUGACUGUAAUGUUUUUUUUAAAUUCCCAAAAUUUUCGUCAUCAUUGGCUCUGGAAAAGACAAUUCUUUAAAUCACUUUCGUGACUAAAUGUUUAGAAAAGUCGGAAAAAAAUCUGAUCACAUUUAACCCCCAAAUAUCAUAUAAAUACUUGUAUUGCGAUGAUUUCAAUUUAAAUAAGUUUUAUAUAAACUAAAAUUUUACGAAUAAUUGGUCCAUAAUUGGAGAAGCUUCCUUAUAGGGCCCACUUUAACGCCUGAUCAUGCAAUAAAUAUAUCGAUAUUAAAAUAGAAUCCGUCAUUAACUAUUUGUUAUUACAGUAUUAUAACAGUCUCCAUUAUGAUUCCCCAAAAAAAAGUUUUGAAGUUUCAAAUGUGGAACAGAAAUUAUUGGUCUCAAAGCCCAACUAGAACCGAAACAGAAUAACUGCAUGAAUUCCAUGGAACCAGUUGUGAAAUUAGUAUAAUUUUUCCUGUUUUUUUACCCUAUAAAGUAUAUAUGUAUGUGUAUUUUGAAUCCUUAUAUGUAGAUAGCGAAAUUGAAAACAAUUUUCUGAAGACCCCAAAUAUCUGUGUGAUCCAAAUCUUUAAAAAUUUUAUCAGACAUGCAUUUACGAUGUUUGCUAUUGAAAAUCAUGUUUGAUGUUUGCUAUUGAAAAUCAUGAUAAAAAUUCCCAAGAAAAUUCCAGGAUUUGGAAUACAUGUAUUUCCGAACCUAUGUGUGUAUAUCUAAAGAAUAGGCAAUAAGUGCAUAUAUCAAAAGAAUGUUAUUCGAAAGAAAAGAAAAUAGCGAAGUUGACAACAAUUUUCUGAAAACCCCAAAUAUCUUUGUGAUCCAAAUCUUUAAUAAUUUUAUCAGACAUGCUAUCAUAAAUCGGUUCAUAUUUAACUCAGAUAGGAGUAAAAUUGCGAAGAAAAUUUUAGGUUUUGGAACCUAUGUUCGAUAUAAAUGGGUAUACAUAGGCAAUAUGUAUAUCAAAAGAAAGAUAUUCGAAAGAUCUUUCUCUUUCGAAAUAGGUAUAUCGGAAAAUAGUGAUUUUUGAAAACUAAGAAUUUGAAAAAAAUUUAGAAUUUUUCUAGAACGAAUGCAUUUGAAUACAAACAAAACCACUUCAAAUACUUCUCCUUAGUAAUGUUGUCAUCGCUUCUGGAAUCUGUUCUGUGGAACUUGAGAAAAGUAGUAAAAAGUUCAUUCCAUGAUUUAUAACUCUCUGUAAAACCAAAAGACUGCUGCCAAGCAUCACUUUCGUGACUAAAUGUUUAGUAAAGUCGGAAAAAAAUCUGUUCACAUUUAACCCCCAAAUAUCAUAUUAAUACUUGUAUUGCGAUGAUUUCAAUUUAAAUAAGUUUUAUAUAAACUAAAAUUUUACGAAUAAUUGGUCCAUAAUUGACUCCAUAAGAAGCUUCCUUAUAGGGCCCAAUUUAACGCCUGAUCAUGCAAUAAAUAUAUCGAUAUUAAAAUAGAAUCCGUCAUUAACUAUUUGUUAGAACAGUAUUAUAACAGUCUCCAUUAUGAUUCCCCAAAAAAAAGUUUUGAAGUUUCAAAUGUGGAACAGAAAUUAUUGGUCUCAAAACCAUACAAGAACCGGAACAGAGUAAAUGCAUGAGUUCUGGAACCAGUUGUGAAAUUAGUAUAAUUUUUCCUGUUUUUAUACCCUAUAAAGUAUAUAUGUAUGUGUAUUUUGAAUCCUUAUAUGCAGAUGGCGAAGUUGAAAACAAUUUUCUGAAGACCCCAAAUAUCUGUGUGAUCCAAAUCUUUAAAAAUUUUAUCAGACAUGCAUUUACGAUGUUUGCUAUUGAAAAUCAUGUUUGAUGUUUGCUAUUGAAAAUCAUGAUAAAAAUUCCCAAGAAAAUUCCAGGAUUUGGAAUACAUGUAUUUCCGAACCUAUGUGUGUAUAUCUAAAGAAUAGGCAAUAAGUGCAUAUAUCAAAAGAAUGUUAUUCGAAAGAAAAGAAAAUAGCGAAGUUGACAACAAUUUUCUGAAAACCCCAAAUAUCUUUGUGAUCCAAAUCUUUAAUAAUUUUAUCAGACAUGCUAUCAUAAAUCGGUUCAUAUUUAACUCAGAUAGGAGUAAAAUUGCGAAGAAAAUUUUAGGUUUUGGAACCUAUGUUCGAUAUAUAUGGGUAUACAUAGGCAAUAUGUAUAUCAAAAGAAAGAUAUUCGAAAGAUCUUUCUCUUUCGAAAUAGGUAUAUCGGAAAAUAGUGAUUUUUGAAAACUAAGAAUUUGAAAAAAAUUUAGAAUUUUUCUAGAACGAAUGCAUUUGAAUACAAACAAAACCACUUCAAAUACUUCUCCUUAGUAAUGUUGUCAUCGCUUCUGGAAUCUGUUCUGUGGAACUUGAGAAAAGUAAUAAAAAGUUCUUUCCAUGAUUUAUAACUCUCUGUAAAACCAAAAGACUGCUGCCAAGCAUCACUUUCGUGACUAAAUGUUUAGUAAAGUCGAAAAAAAAUCUGUUCACAUUUAACCCCCAAAUAUUAUAUAAAUACUUGUAUUGCGAUGAUUUCAAUUUAAAUAAGUUUUAUAUAAACUAAAAUUUUACGAAUAAUUGGUCCAUAAUUGACUCCAUAAGAAGCUUCCUUAUAGGGCCCACUUUAACGCCUGAUCAUGCAAUAAAUAUAUCGAUAUUAAAAUAGAAUCAGUCAUUAACUAUUUGUUAUUACAGUAUUAUAACAGUCUCCAUUAUGAUUCCCCAAAAAAAAGUUUUGAAGUUUCAAAUGUGGAACAGAAAUUAUUGGUCUCAAAGCCCAACUGGAACCGAAACAGAAUAACUGCAUGAAUUCUGGAACCAGUUGUGAAAUUAGUAUAAUUUUUCCUGUUUUUAUACCCUAUAAAGUAUAUAUGUAUGUGUAUUUUGAAUCCUUAUAUGUAGAUAGCGAAGUUGAAAACAAUUUUCUGAAGACCCCAAAUAUCUGUGUGAUCCAAAUCUUUAAAAAUUUUAUCAGACAUGCAUUUAUGAUGUUUGCUAUUGAAAAUCAGUAAAAUCUGUUCAUAAUUAACUCAGAUACAUAUGAUAAAAAUUCCCAAGAAAAUUCCAGGAUUUGGAAUACAUGUAUUUCCGAACUUAUGUAUGUACAGUGGCGUGCAGAAGUGAGUGCAUGUUCACGACACUGACUUUCGUCAUCCAUAAAAACAAAACCAUACAAGCAAAUCAAAAAAAAUUUUUUUUAUUAUUUUUAUUAUUUUAUUAGUAACAAAUAGGAGUAAAGAAACAAUAAUAAAUGAAAUUAAUUCAAAGAGUUUGAAAGAAAAAACGAAAAUAACCCGCAUAAACUCAAUUUUGCACGUUUCAAGAAAAUUAAUAACUAACCCAAUUUCAAUAUUUGGUCCAUAGACCCUUAUUAGAAAUAACUUGAUUUACGCGGUUUGGCAUGCUUUCUACCAAAUUUUCGAUAACUUCUUUUGGAAUUCGAUUCCAUUCCGCAUUUACACGAUCCCAAAGGUUGCCCAGGUUUGUUGGGGCUGCUUCGUACUGCCCGAGCCGUCUUUUCACGAUUGACCAAAGAUUUUCAAUCGGAUUGAGGUCGGGACUUUGUGCUGGCCAUUCCAUCAAUUGAAAAUUUUGUUUCCCAAUCCAUUCCUUUACAAUUUUUGCUGUGUGCUUCGGAUCACCAUCUUGUUGGAAAACAAUUUCUUUUUCGGGAUAAGCACAUUUGUCCAUAAAAUUGGGAAGAUGGGUUUGUAGAAUCUGUAGAUAGUCCUCUUUUCGCAUGAUACCAUCUACUAAAUGCAAAGGGCCAACAUGCCACCAUGUAAAGCAUCCCCAAACCAUUAUGUUUCCGCCGCCAUGUUUAACAGUUUGCUUCACAUGGUGUCUUUGAACACUUUCCCCGGGUCUACGCCAGCAGUAUUGCUUUCCAUCUGACUGAAAACGGUUAAAUUUGGACUCAUCAGACCAGAUAACACGUUUCCAAUCAUCAAUGGUCCAAUUUCUGUGCUCCCUUGCAAAUUUCAAGCGCGCUUUAACAUUUUUAUCGGACAAUGCAGGUUUGUUUUUUUUAACAAAUGAAGCAUAUCCGAUGUUAUGGAGCGCUCUUCUGGCAGUCCAUUCGCUUACAUUUUUGUUAAUUGCCAGAGAAGCACCCUUUGGUGUUAGCAGCUUGUUCUUUCUCAUUUCGGACAGCAUUAGUCGAGCAUCUGAG